AUGGCUAGCGACGACGACGACGACAAGCUGACUUCGCUCGACGACCUGUCCGAUCUCUCGAGUACCAAUAGCAGCGAUGACGAAAACGACAACAAGCAGAGCAAAGAUACAGGCUCUGAGGAGCCCCUGCAGGUCGAAUGGCUCGUAACAUCUCGCGCGAAACGGUCGACCGCCGGCAACCGAAUGAAAUCAGUGCUCGCCAAUGAGAUACCUGCCGACUCUGAUUCCGAUCUUGAACUGCUCUUCGCCGAAGAUGAGAAGGACACCGUCUUCAGUUUGGACGAAGCCCAAGAGAACACGUCCGAUGAACAGAUGGACUCGUCAUCCGACGAUGAGGACCAGGAGGACAACGGCGACGAGCUAGCUGGUGAGAAGGAGUUGGAGCGCGAGGCUCGCGCCCAACGCAUGUCUCAACGCAAGCGCAAGGCACAGGAAGCCAUACCGGCCAAAUUUCGUAAGAAGGUUCGCAUCGAACAGCCUGAACGACCGCCGCGACCAAAGAAAAAGUCGGAACGCACUAGCUGGCUGCCCUCGCCUGCCGACAUGCCUACUCGUUCCUCGGAGCGUCAGACGACCAAGCUCAGCAAGCAGCUGCUGCAUCAGAAGAUGCUGGAGGAUGAGAUGCGCCGGAAGAAGAUGCUGGAGCGCAUGGAGAAGAAGGCCAAGAUGCUCGAGUCCCAGAAGAAGCGCCCCAUGACCCAGGCCGAGCGCCUGGCCGAGGCUGCCAUUGUUGAGAAGAAGAAUGCUAAGAGCUUGAAUCGCUGGGCUGAGCUCGAGAAGCAGAGAGAGGAGGAGCGCAUGAAGAAGAUCGCGGCGCUCAAUAGCCGCAAGCUGUCCGGGCCGGUCAUCACCUUUUGGAGUGGCAUCCAGGAGAUCCAGGAGGGACAAGCCAAGCACAUUGGCAACCUGGUUUCCAUGGAGGAAAAGGCUCCGCGGAGGAAAAGGCCGUCGGUUGCGGCAGCUCUGGCGGCUAAGGAGGCUCAGGAAGCCCCAACGCCCGAGCAGAGGCCUGAGGCUGGCGAGCAGCCAGCUGUUAAGGCAGAGAAUGCCGAUAUCCCUGCUACGCCAAUCGAGGCUCCUGUUGUGCCACCACUGGCGUCCGCAUUAGCACCACCAUCGGCAUCUGGGCCAGCAUCAGCUCCAGUACCAGGCUCAGCUCCAGCGCCAGGUCAAGCCCCAACACCUUCACCACCAGUACCAUCCCUAGCACCUCCAGUGCCAGCUCCAGCACCUACCCACACACCAAUGGCACCUCCCCCCAUACCCCCGCCACCUGAUGUCAGGCCAGGGAGUUCAGGUGUGCUUGUGGCGCCAGUCCUCGCCCCUCCAGCCGGUGUGACAGCUCCUAUGCCCGGAGGAAAGUCUAACAUACUAGCACCCCCUAAUACCUCACAAACGCCCUUACCGCUGCAGAUGCCUGGUGCAGCGGCUCCUGUAGCUGCCCCAGCUACCCCAGCUUCUUUGGCACCUCCUCAGGCAACCGCCCCGGCACUCACUCCCUUAGCACCUACUCCAAAGCCACCAGCAACCCUACCCCUGCCACCACUUCCAUCUACCUCAGCUACAGCACAACCAGAGGCCCAGCCCCCGUCUGCAAAGCCAGCCGACCAGCCCCAGGUGGGCGCUCAGGCACCAGGUCAGGAGCCAGGUGUUGCAACUACUACUCCGGGGGAUCCGGCCGUUGGCACUAAGUUCACUCGGAGUUGCAUUAUCUUGCAGGGCUUCGACGAUACAGCAAUUAAAGACAAGCAGGUCCAGACCCGUAUCAUCUUCGGGCGUACCAUGAACAAGCUUGCUAAACCCGAACAGCCCCUCUGCGUCAUUACCAACCGCCCAGCCAAGUACCGCGACCCGAAGACGGGCCUGCCCUAUGCUAAUGCCUACGCCUACCGGCAGAUCCAGCGCGCCCUGCGCGGCGACUUCAAGUUCAGCGCUCUGCUAGGCUGCUACGUCGGACGCUGCGACUACGCUGCUGCUGGCGCGCCAGACUGGUUUGUCGACCCUUCACCGAAUGCGCCGCACAAGGCUGCUGCUCCGACUGCCCUAGCCACAGAGACGCCGGUAGCAGCUGAAAAGGGGCAAGAACCGAUGUUGGUUAAGAUUGAUGAGGGUGAAGGGGAUGCCAAGAAGGGUGGUGAGGAAGGGCAGCAACCUGAAUUACAGGGGAAGAGCAUCGUGGAUGAGCCUAGACUUGUGCCGGGCGAUUUGGUUGGGGAAUCGGGGCAGCAGCAAGGAGUUGGAGGGGCUGGUCCUCCUGGGCCUGGACUUGCUGGCCCUGCACCGGUUGCAGGCCAGCCGGUUGCUGCUGCGGCGGCGAUAUCUAAUGUAUAG
Messenger RNA from Thermochaetoides thermophila DSM 1495, 2331 nucleotides. RefSeq lists its product as uncharacterized. NCBI's taxonomy places the organism in Eukaryota, Fungi, Ascomycota, Sordariomycetes, Sordariales, Chaetomiaceae. Bases 1 to 2331 code for a protein of 776 amino acids. The transcript is spliced from 2 exons. The record is from RefSeq and is a predicted model, not a curated record. Gene Ontology annotation, biological process: chromatin remodeling; regulation of DNA-templated transcription. Gene Ontology annotation, cellular component: nucleus. Gene Ontology annotation, molecular function: ATP-dependent H2AZ histone chaperone activity.